Molecule: messenger RNA, 3122 nt
Organism: Lampris incognitus (smalleye Pacific opah)
Lineage: Eukaryota; Metazoa; Chordata; Actinopteri; Lampriformes; Lampridae
Gene: grid2
Product: glutamate receptor, ionotropic, delta 2
Exons: 16
Coding region: 1-3072 (1023 amino acids)
Biological process (GO): monoatomic ion transport; modulation of chemical synaptic transmission; synaptic transmission, glutamatergic
Cellular component (GO): plasma membrane; postsynaptic membrane
Molecular function (GO): glutamate-gated receptor activity; transmitter-gated monoatomic ion channel activity involved in regulation of postsynaptic membrane potential
Source: RefSeq, a predicted model, not a curated record
AUGAAAGUUGUUUCGGCUCUGUUGCUCUUCGCCGUCGUCUGGAGUCAGGAGUGGGAGCCGGCGCGCUCGGAUUCAAUCAUCCACAUCGGUGCCAUCUUUGAUGAGUCUGCACGGAAAGACGAUGAGGUGUUUCGUUUGGCAGUGGCAGAUCUUAACCUCAACAAUGAGAUUCUUGAGACGGAGAAGAUCACCAUCUCCGUGGAGUUUGUAGACGGGAACAACCCCUUCCAGGCUGUGCAGGAAGCCUGUGAGCUGAUGAACCGCGGUAUAUUGGCCCUGGUCAGCUCUAUCGGAUGCAUGUCGGCGGGCAGUCUCCAGACACUGGCAGACGCCAUGCACAUCCCCCAUCUCUUUAUCCAGCGCUCCCCGGCGGGCACGCCCCGUUCCGCCUGCCCACCCACCAGUCGCAUCCCUGGAACAGAUGACUACACCCUAAUGGUCCGCCCACCUGUCUAUCUCAAUGAGGUCAUCAUGCAAGUGGUGUCCGAGUACAGCUGGCAGAAGUUCAUCGUCUUCUAUGAUUCUCAUUUUGAUAUCCGGGGUAUUCAGGAUUUUCUUGAUUGGACAUCUCAGCAGGGGAUGGACGUGUCUCUCCAGAAGGUAGAGUCCAACAUCAACAUGAUGAUCACCAGCCUGUUCAGAACUAUGCGUGUGGAGGAGCUACACCGCUACAGGGACACCCUGCGCCGGGCUGUGCUGUUCAUGAGCCCAGCAACCGCCAAGGCUUUUAUCACCGAGGUGGUGGAGACCAACCUGGUGGCCUUCGACUGUCACUGGAUCCUCAUUAACGAGGAGAUCUCAGACUAUGAGUUGCAGGAGUUGGUGAUGAAGUCCAUUGGUCGUCUGACAUUGGUGCGACAGACUUUCCCCAUGCCCCAGAACACCACCCAGCGCUGUGUCAAACACAACCACAGGAUCAACACCUCUCUUUGUGACCCCAAAAAUGCCAAGGCUCAGCAGUUAGAGAUCACCAACCGUUAUAUCUACGAUACGGUGCUGCUGUUGGCCAAUACCUUCCACAGGAAGUUGGAGGACAGGAAGUGGCACAGCAUGGCCAGUCUUAGUUGCAUCAGGAAGAACUCCAAGCCCUGGCAGGGAGGGAAAAGCAUGCUGGAUACCGUCAAACAGUUUGGCGUGAGCGGUCUCACGAGUUUCCUCGAGUUCACAGACAACGGCACCAACCCCAACAUCUUCUUUGAAAUCCUGGGGACAAACUAUGGAGAAGACAGAGGAAGAGGCGUCAGUAGGCUGGCAACUUGGGACCCGGUUCACAGCUUAAACGGCACACUGACAGACAGGAAACUGGAAAAUAACAUGAGAGGAGUGGUGUUACGAGUAGUCACUGUACUGGAGGAGCCGUUUGUGAUGAUGUCAGAGAAUGUUCUGGGCAAACCAAAGAAGUACCAGGGCUUCUCCAUUGACGUUCUGGAUGCUCUGUCCAACUACCUGGGGUUUAAAUAUGAGAUCUAUGUUGCUCCAGACCACAAAUACGGCAGCUUGCAGCCUGACGGCCAGUGGAACGGACUGAUAGGAGAAUUGGUCUUUAAGCGAGCAGAUGUGGGUCUCUCUGCCUUGACCAUCACGCCUGAGCGGGAGAGCGUUGUGGACUUCACCACGCGUUAUAUGGAUUACUCUGUUGGCGUUCUGCUGCGCAAGGCUGAGCGCACCGUGGACAUGUUCGCCUGCCUGGCACCCUUCGAUCUGUCGCUGUGGGCGUGCAUCGCCGGCACCGUGCUCCUGGUUGGCAUCCUGGUGUACCUGCUCAACUGGCUCAACCCACCCCGGCUGCCCAUGGGAUCCGUGUCCUCGACCACACUGUACAACUCCAUGUGGUUCGUGUACGGCUCCUUUGUCCAACAAGGAGGAGAGGUGCCCUACACCACUCUGGCCACCAGAAUGAUGAUGGGGGUUUGGUGGAUGUUUGCUCUCAUCGUCAUCUCUUCUUACACUGCCAACCUGGCUGCCUUCCUUACCAUCACACGCAUAGAGAACUCCAUACAGUCCCUCCAAGACUUAUCUAAGCAGACGGAGUUGCCCUAUGGUACAGUUCUGGACUCUGCAGUAUAUGAUCAAGUGCGCUCCAAGGCCAUGAACCCCUUUGAGCGAGACCCCAUGUACUCCCAGAUGUGGCGAAUGAUUAACCGCACCGGAGGGGCUGACAAUAAUGUGGACGAGUCAAAGGAGGGCAUUCGCAAGGUUAAGUAUGGCCGGUUUGGUUUCGUGUGGGAUGCAGCAGUGUUGGAGUAUGUAGCCAUCAAUGAAGAGGACUGCUCGUUUUACACCGUCAGUAGCAACGCACCGGACCGUGGAUACGGUAUCGCCAUGCAACAUGGCAGCCCCUACAGGGACAUUUUCUCCCAGAGAAUCCUGGAGCUUCAGCAGAACGGCGACAUGGACAUUCUGAAGCUCAAGUGGUGGCCGAGGGACAGCCCCUGCGACCUGUACAGCUCUGUCCAGACCCGGCAGCGGGGCAGUGCCCUGGACAUCCACAGCUUCGCCGGGGUUUUCUGCGUGCUGGCGGCCGGUGUGGUGCUCUCCUGCCUUAUUGCCAUGGUGGAAAGCUGGUGGUCGCGAAGGAAGGGAUCCAGAGUCCCCUCCAAGGAGGACGAUAAGGAGAUCGACCUGGAGCACCUACACCGGCGGGUUAACAGCUUGUGCACCGAGGACGAAAGCCCCCACAAGCAGUUCUCCACCUCUUCCAUCGAUCUAACACCCCUCGACAUGGAUGCCCUGCCCGCCGCCCGCCAGGCUCUGGAGCAGAUCAGCGACUUCCGUAACACCCACAUCACCACCACCACCUUCAUCCCCGAGCAGAUCCAGACCCUCAGCCGCAGCCUCUCUGCCAAAGCUGCCGCCGGAUUCGCCUCUGGUUUCGGAGGUAGCGGAAGCGGGGGAGGUGGUAUGCUCCAGGAUCACCGGACUGGCGGGGUGGGCCCUUUCAGACAGAGAGCCCCCAACGGUGGUUUCUUCCGUAGCCCCAUUAAGACAAUGUCCUCCAUUCCCUAUCAACCAACAGGCCCAGGGCCCAACUUUGGAUACGGCAAUGACCCUGACAGGGGCACCUCCAUAUGAGGAAUUGCCUGGAAAUUGGUGAAUUUGGGAGGAGGAGGUGGUGAGCGGAG